Molecule: messenger RNA, 1685 nt
Organism: Capsella rubella
Lineage: Eukaryota; Viridiplantae; Streptophyta; Magnoliopsida; Brassicales; Brassicaceae
Product: probable isoprenylcysteine alpha-carbonyl methylesterase ICMEL2
Exons: 11
Coding region: 317-1546 (409 amino acids)
Source: RefSeq, a predicted model, not a curated record
UAGGAAGCAGCUUCUGAAAGCUUCGAAGUACUAUUAAUUCGCAGCAAUGUCUCGUUCCUUAAAUAAACGAACGAUCAAACAAUGAAAAUAACUGGGAAAUAAAGUAGAGGAAAGAUACGAUGUCGUUUUGAGGACUUUUAAUAUCUUUUCCGCCUUUGCGAGAAGAGAGAGCCGCACAUGCGUGGAGAGCUUUUUCAAAUAUUUGAAUUUGAAAUAAUAAUAAAAGCAGAACCGAUCAAUUUGUACAAACACGAAGAAGAGGAAGAGAGAGGAGGAAACAAAAGUUCGAGAUCCAAUCUUUUGUUUCACGGCGGAGAUGAAGUCGUCUCCGGACCUAUUGAUGUCUUUGUCGCAGAUCAAAGAAGCAGGCCCAGCGAAAUCCGACGAACAGGUCCGUCGAAGAGUCUCCGGGAAGUCUUCUUCUGUUGACGGUUCUCCUCGAUUUUGCCGGCAGCAGUCGUUGGGUCGCGAUAUCGGCCAUGCAGCUGCCGAAACGUAUUUGAUUACUCAACUUAGCUUCAACCUCCUUGGAUAUCUCGGGGUAGGUUACCGGUGGAUUACAAGAUUGCUUGCUCUUGCUUGUUAUGCAAUGCUCCUUAUGCCUGGAUUCCUUCAAGUUGCAUAUCUUUAUUUUUUCUCAUCCCAAGUCAGGAGGAGUAUAGUUUAUGGAGAUCAACCAAGGAAUAGACUUGAUUUGUACUUACCACCAACUAAUGAUGGCCUGAAGCCGGUUGUAGUUUUCGUCACUGGUGGGGCUUGGAUUAUCGGGUACAAAGCCUGGGGUUCUCUCUUGGGUCUGCAGCUAGCAGAAAGGGAUAUAAUCGUGGCAUGUCUAGAUUACAGAAACUUCCCUCAGGGAACCAUUAGUGAUAUGGUCAGUGAUGCAGCUCAAGGAAUCUCAUUUGUCUGCAAUAAUAUUUCUGCAUUUGGAGGUGAUCCUAACAGAAUUUAUUUGAUGGGGCAGUCAGCUGGUGCACAUAUCUCGUCGUGUGCUCUCUUCGAACAAGCUAUUAAAGAAUCAAGAGGGGACAGCAUCUCAUGGAGUGUUUCUCAGAUUAAAGCUUACUUUGGUUUAUCUGGAGGGUACAAUCUCUUCAAUUUGGUUGAACACUUCCAUAAUCGAGGACUGUAUCGUUCAAUUUUCCUAAGCAUAAUGGAAGGAGAAGAGUCCUUUGAACAAUUCUCUCCCGAAGUAAGAUUGAAAGAUCCGAGUGUAAGAAAAGCCGCUUCUCUCUUGCCUCAUAAUAUACUCUUUCAUGGAUCCGCAGAUUAUUCCAUUCCACCUGAAGCAAGCAAAACUUUUACAGACGCUCUUCGAGAUGUUGAAGUGAAAGCCGAGUUAAUUAUGUACAAGGGUAAAACUCAUACCGAUCUAUUUCUUCAGGAUCCGCUGAGAGGUGGUAAAGACGAGCUAUUUGAUCAUAUAGUCUCUAUGAUACAUGCCGAGGAUAGUGACGCACUGAACAAUGAUGCGGUUGCGCCACCGAGAAAACGGCUUGUUCCAGAGUUCUUGCUGAAACUGGCUGGCAAGGUCAGCCCCUUUUGAACAGGAAAGCCAAAACUUCUGUAUGGUUCUUGUAGCUCUUUAUUUGUUUUUGUUCUGUUUUUUCUUCUUCUUCGAUAUGUAUCAACUCUCAUAUGUUGAUAUGAUUGAUAUAUAUGUAUAGUCUCUUCUCACCAGUAAA